AUGCAAUGGGGCCAGUUGGCCAAUCGGCUUCCUGUACAAGUGACUAAGGCUAGUUCGACUUUCCAGCCCUCAGAGCGGGUCACAGGCAGUCUGAAAACAAGCAGUGCACAUGUUCUGCCAUCAGCUAUGCCAAACAUCCUGGCUAAUGCUGGGCGCACACAAGCCUCCGACGAUGAAGGAUUUACGACAAGAGAAGAACAGAGAACCUCUGCGGCAAAGGCGGUAAAGCUCGGAGCUGGGGUACGUUAUCUUCCUCCCCAUGAUAAUCUUCUAUUUGUCUGUUGGCUUAUUCUUCCUUCCAACUAUUCUCGACUUUUAAUAUGGUCCUCCUAUUCCACAGAUGCUGCUCUGAGUGAUUUCGGAUUUAGCCCAGCUUAUACGCUUUGUGAAUCUACUCUUCUUACUCCAUCGUAUCGGAGCCCAGACUGUGGAACGAAAAUCCACAAUAUGCGUCCCGUUUCUGGAGCCUCUAAUACGACCGUUCGAGAGCAAAGCGCCUAUUUAUACAACUGCCUUUCCUGGACUGGAGACCUACCCAAGGAGGUCGAGUGCUGCAGCCCUGACGACAUCAGUGGUGCACAAAGCGAUGGCGACCUAUUCAAUUCUGGCGUGGAAACGGACGCCGUCUCUGGGGCUUUUGAGGCCCAAAACCAAAUCUUCACAACCCUUUGCUGGGAAGAAUCAGGUGCCUCUUUCCUCUUUUACGAAGGUUACGUGCACGAGCGAAUCAAGUCGAGGCUUGUUUCGUCCGAUAGUCAACAAUUUCUGCUCCAGCAGCACCGGCCAUCGUGCCAGCAGUCGUGGUAG
This is a messenger RNA of Protopolystoma xenopodis, 807 nucleotides long. The record is from the annotation of a GenBank genome assembly. NCBI's taxonomy places the organism in Eukaryota, Metazoa, Platyhelminthes, Monogenea, Polystomatidea, Polystomatidae.